AGAACUCGAGUUGCUUCGAGUUAGCAGUGUCGUGAUGAUAUGACGCCAUUUUACUAACCUUUUCGGCGCGGAUUGGAAGGAUAGUAAUCCAGGAAAGUGUAUAAGGGAUACGCCUCUAGCACAAACACAAUUAAACAAAAUAAUAGCUGACAAUAUAAUUAAUUAAAGAAUCAGGAGGACCAAAAAGUGUCGCCAGGAUAUUGUGAUAAAUAAUAAAUAACAAGAUACAACAAGCAAGCAGCCAUAGUCGCCAUCAGUGUUAUUAUGGAUGAUGAAGAUGGAGAAGCGUCUAACAAUGAUUCCUGGACUAUACCCGAACAAUUGUCAUACAAAGAAACCAAAUUGACCGACGAAUUAAAACGUUUUAACUCUGCAAAUCAAUGUGCUAUGGAUAUUUAUGAUAAUAAAGAUGAUUCUGAUGAUAGAUUGUCCAACCAAGUUGCCUACAGAGGUUUUAAAAAAAAUAUUCUUGCUCAAACACAAGAAAAUAAAGUGCGUAAGGAUACUGGUGGGUUGGUAACCUCACAAAAUUCUAUUAAGGACAAAAAAAUAACCGAAUAUGCUCAGUAUUUGGGUUUACAGCCAGCAGGUAAAUAUAAGUGUUUAAAGUGUCAUCCAACAGUGACAUUUAAAUCAUUAUCAAUGCUCAAACAACAUGAAUUUAUUUGUCAAGCAGCUAAUUCUACAUCCUCAUUACCCGGUACGUCUGAUCAACCAUCACAAUCGUUAUCAACUCAACGGCAGUCUUUUUUUACAUCGACAUCGUCAUCAUCAUCAUCGUCAUCGUCAUCACGAUCAACUUCUACAAGAAAAUUAUCAAAAAAUAAUAAUUUUCGUAUAACACGUAAAGUUUAUUUGUGUGCGGCAUGUGGAACGUACUUUGAAAAUUGGAAUCUCUUUUUACAUAUGCGUGAAAUUCAUAAAAGACAUAUUUGUUUAUUUUGUCUUGGUAUGUUUGGACAAGCUGAAAGACUAUCUAAUCAUUUAACUAAAAAACACAGUGUUACGGAAUUUAAAUUUAAUAGUAUUGAUGAUUUUUAUGAAAUAUUUAAGGGCUCGUGUUAUUUACUUUGCUGUGAUUGUGAAAAAGUUUUUUCUGAGACUGAUGAUUUUUCGGAGCACUAUUGCGCUGGUAAUGGUAAUAAUAAUGACAAUGCUAAUCUUAAUGCUAAUGAUGGUGUUGCUAUUAAUAUUGGUACUAGUGCUGCUGGUGCUAGUUCUAAUGCUGGUGAUAAUCGUGUCAAUACAAAUGUUGUUCAGUCAAGUCAACCGCAACAACCAAUCAGUGAACAAGUUUGUUCGAUGUGUAGGCAAGCUAAUGGAAAACACUUAGCUACGUGUAAACUAGGACAAACAUAUGAUAAGAGACAUGAUACGUCAUUGAUGCAUGAACGAUUGAUAAGUGAUAAUAAACGGACACUUCUACCUAAUCCAGCGAAUAAAGUUGCCAAGAAAUUAUUAAAUGCCGGUAAAGCUAGGUUUAAAACAACUGACAAGGCUUUGUUGUCUUAUCAGAGAAAAUUAGCGGAUUUGUACGCGAGAAAGCGGAGCAGGAUUGCCCAAGAGGAAGAAGAAAAUGAAGACAUUCAAGGGAAUUAUGAAAUAAAUUACAACAAAUUUAGCGGGAAAAUUGAUGACAAGAGAACUGAUAGUCAGAAAGAACGACAGGUGGUGGAGAUUGAUGUCAGCAAGUCUCCGGUUCAUGAGAGAACUGACAGGUAUACUGAUACAAUAAUGCAGGUUUCAAGGUGUAGUGAUGACUGGGACACUGAUGAAGACAAGCAUGAUGAUGAGGAAGAUGAUGAUGAUGAUGAUGAUGAUGACAGGGUCAAUAGUUUGGAUGAACCGCUGGACGAAAUGGAGCAAGGAGAACUGAUUCUCGACGACGGUAAAGAAGACUCUAUUGAAAGUUUGCCUAGUCCGAUUCGCGAGACUUCUCCUCGUCUUCAAAUCGCCUCGAGUCCUGUUCGUGAGCCCAGUCCGAUUGAGCAGAUUCCUGAUGUUUCGGAUACGACGGAGAAUGUAUCUGGAUCAACUGAAGAAGAAUCAAUUGUCAAAGAAUCAGCUCCACCUCCAGUUCCAGUUACAACUUCAACUUCAAUAACUACUUCUACGCCCACGGCGACAGCUUCAGUAACGCGUGUAAAUUCAACGAACCGCAGUUUGGUAAUUAAAAUAUGCACGAAUAAAAAUUCACAGUUUUCAAUUGCAACGCCUAAUAGCAAUGGAACUUACACGAAUAACAAUGAUAGUGUCAAUGAUGAAGAAGAAAAUGAAGAUGAAGCUGAAUCUGCUGAAGAGAUAAAUAAAAGUGGAGAAAUUGAUUCUGAUAAAGAAGUAACUGACAGUGAUCACGCCAGCGAUUCAGACAGCGGAAAGCUUACAGUAGCGCUGCCCAAUGAAUCGCAUCAACCUGAAGAAGAGCCAAUUGUUUCACAAGAACCUGCACAACUUCACCAGGAGGAAGAGACCAAAGAGACUGAGGAUCUGGCCAAGCCAGAUGAACCGUACAGAGAAAUUACACCCAUGCCGUCACCAGUUAAAGAAUCUGUUCCAGAGUCUGAUGGUAUUCUACUGGCAAACAGUGAACUUCCCUGUAUAGAUUUGAAUGUUGUCGGGUUGCUAGAGAGUAUGGAAAUUGAUGAUCUGCUGAAACGAUGCAUCGAAGCUGCUAGUCCUACCUGCGUUUACUGCAACCACGCACGGCAUAUUGCCAUCAAUGGAAAACAGUUGGCUCUCCAUAUGCUUGCUGAGCAUCGGUUUCAACCUCAACACCCAGCAAUAAUAAUUCAGUAUGAACAAUUUAUCAACAGAGUAAAAAAAUCACUCGAUGAAAUCGAGUCUUUGUACUUUAAUUUUGACAGUUAUGACAGUAAACGUGGUACCUAUGAUGUACCAGCACAAAGAACUUACGAGUGUUAUCUUUGUCGUAUUUAUUACACAAUUCACAAAGAUUUGUAUCUUCACAAUCGUAAAAUGCACCAGAAAACAAUAUUAGUUUGUAUAAUGUGUAAAUCAACUUUUUAUAAUCACAGUGAGUUACUUUGUCAUCUUUGUCCUGGAGUUUAUGCUGCCGGCGUUACAAUAAGAUACAGAUGCUGUUUGUGUAAUAUCGAGAGUCUUCCAUCGGCAUUUAGAUUGAUGGUUCAUCUGAGAAAACGUCAUCAUGCUUGUGAUGUUUGUCUAGAGUCAACGGGGAACCAGCAAAAAUUAUCUAAUCACGUCUGGAAGCACAAACUCCAUCAUCUCUGCUAUCGGUGCGGUAUUGCGUAUCGCAACAAACCGGAUAUAACAAAACAUUUAUUCUGGAAACACGGAACUGAGAGUGUUGUUUGUAAAAAAUGUUUGCAAAAAAAAUGGCCACAUGUUUAUCAUUUUUGUAUACCACCAAGUGAAUUUAUUUGUGAAGAAUGCGGUGCUAAAUUUACACGAGCUGUUGCUCUUAAAGUACACAAAAGACUGCACACGGGUGAUGCACCUUACGGAUGCAGCGAGUGUCUAGAGAGAUUUAUUUCAAAGAAAUUGUUGGCUAAGCACGAAGACACUCAUAAACCUCAGCCAGAAAUUCCACCAGCGCCGCCGGAAAAUACGGAGAUGCAGGUUGAUGUCUGUGAGCCAAACACUGAUGUACCCAGUGAAAAUUUAGCUGAACCUAAAGCUGAUACUACUACUGCUGCUGUUGCUGAUGACGUUUCGAAGGUACCUAAAGAACCAGUGAGGAAGGUUGUUGAUGUUUAUGAUCUGCCGCCGUUGAAUCUGUCAUCGGACAGUGACUCGGAUUCUGAAGAGGACAAGAAAGAGAAAGAAAAACAAGUGAAUAAAUGCGAGGACAAGAGUAAGGAUGAGGAGAAAAAUAAAGAGAAGAAUGAAGAUGAGAGUAAAGAAAUUGAUGAGACCAGUAGGAUUGAGACCAAUGAAGUUCCUGAGGAGAUUCAAUUGGCUGAAGUCAAUGACAAUCGGGAUGAAGAGACCGAUGAAGUGGAUAAGCAGGAGGUGGUGAUAAUGAAUGGAAUUUGGGAUAAUUUCAAAUCUUAUGCUGCUAGUCUGGGUGCCAGUGAUGUUCUUGUGACACCAGAAAUUGAUAUCAAGACUAGCAAUGAUGAGAUAUUGAAAAAUAUUGCUGCUGAGCAUGAUUACUGGGUUGUUUAUGAGCCGCCUAAAGAUGAAACGAUUCAAGAACCUGAAAAUGCUACCAAAUCGGAAGAGGUAACGGAAAGUUCGACGUUGACAACUAACGGAGAGAGUGACAAGAAAAAGAAAUCGCCUAAGAAGAAAAAACAGUCUGGUGGCAGUUCAUCGUCAAGUGAUUCAUCGAGUGACAGCGACUCUAGUAGUUGUUCCUGUGGUACUAAUUGUAGUUGCAGUAGCUCUUCCUCGGGGAGCUCUUCAUCUUCAAGCAGCAGUUCUGAUUCAGAUAGCUCUGCGUCUGAGAACUCGCCGCGUAAACAGUCAGCGGCAACUCGAAAAGAUCGAAGAAAAGAACGCGAUGCAAGGAGAAAAAUAAAAGAAGAUGCUGCUGCUGAAGUCCAACCAGAAAAUGGUAUCAGGUCUUGCGAUGAUGCACCAAUAGAACCUGUAGCUGUUACAGAAGUACAAGAAAAUAAUACACCAGUGGCUUUACCUCUAAGGGAAUCAGAUCUUGAGACCACAGAAACAGAAACUGAUGAAGAUUUUUACGACGAAUAUCCUCAGCAACACGCAAACAGACUUUUAGCUGAGAGAAGAAAUCAGUCGAUGCUCCAAGAGUCUAGUGUAGUCGCACCGGCCUCUGCUGACGACUCAAUGGCAUUUGGUUCUUCCUCUAGUGACGUUAAAAAUGGUACUAUAGAAUCCUCGAUACCGGAUGUAAACUCAUUGCCAUCAGCUCCGUCACUAGUGAAAUCAAUUAAACCAACAGCAAAACGUAAAAUAAAAACAAAGAGACGUAAAAAAUUAGAAGGACGUGAAUCUAUUCGUGAAAGUAUUGUCCGUGAAAGUGGACGCGGUCGUGGACGAGGUAGACCACCGGGUACCACAAAAGCCGCAAUGGAGGCACUUAAAUUAAACAUUCCAAAGAAUAUAUUGUAUCAUAAAAAAAGUAUAUCACCACCAACAUUCAACACCAUCGACGAGUUUAUGUAUCAUACAAAUUAUCAUCAAGUUAAUACGGAUACAAGUGGAAUUAUUAAUUCAAGCGCCAUAUCAGCAACAAGUGAAAACGAAAAUACAUCAGCAAAUGACAGCAAGAGAUCGUCAAAGCGAAAACGAAUACCCAAAAGAUUUUACGGUGACUCGAGUGAUGAGGAACAGCAACGACAGGCAUCAUCAACAACAACAACAACAACAACAACAACAAAGUGGCGUAAAACAGAUUCAAUACCUUACAUACCUAGUAUAACAAUAAAACAAAAUUUUGGUCCACCACCGUCGUCAGUUGUUGAACAAAAAGUUUACUCAACUGUUCCCAGUGUUCAAGAACCCGUUUCAGUACCACCAUCACAGCCAGGAUUAAUAACACAACCAGCAGUAGUACCUCAGUCAGUUUCUGUUCACACUGCAGUAACUGCCGGUACAACGGACUCAGAUGAACCCGCGGACACUAGCAGUGACUCUAGUGCUUCGGAAUGUGAAUCAACAGUCAACCAACGUGUGACUCAUCCACCGCUGCCUCUAAACAAUUCCGGACCAACUGGACCAAGCAACCGGCCAGCAAACGUCUACUGUUAUUGCCGCUGUCCUUAUGACGAAGUAUCAGAAAUGAUUGCGUGCGAUGGUAGCAAUUGUCACAUCGAGUGGUUUCACUUUGAGUGCGUUGGUAUUAUGGUACCACCAAAAGGCAAAUGGUAUUGUCCAGACUGUCUUAAGAAAGAGGGAAUACCGGAUAAUCAAUUUAAUUAAUAAUUAUUUGUCAUUGUCACGUAAUUAUUUACUUAUAUACAUUAAUUAUAUGUGAAUUUAUUUAGACGCUCGAUCGGUUAUUUCCUAUUAGUUUUUAUUUUAAUUGAAUUUAUUUCAAUAGACGCUUGCCGAAAUAUUCUUUUUUCAACAAACGUUUUAUUAGUUUAUUUAAAAAAAAAAAAAAAAAUCAUUAUUUUAUUGUAGACUUACUAUCUGUACUCUUCUUUAAAUUUAAUUACGAGCGCAACAAAAAAAAUGUUUGUAAAUACGUGUAAAUAAUUAAUUAUCUUAAUAGAGUUUAUUAUUCAAUUAUAAAUAAGUUUUAUCUUGUAAAAAAAAAAAAAAAAAAAAAAAAGAAAAAGAAAAAAAAACUAUUAGUUUAAAAGACAUGCAGAUUAAAAAAAAACAUUGGUUUAUUCAUUAAAUGGCUAAAUUGCUAGACGAAACGUUUAUUUUCAUUAUUAUUAUUAUUAUUUUUGUUUUUAUUUCGAACACCCGGAUAAUUAAAUUAUCACCUGCCCACACUGCUGGCAGUGUUACGUGCCUAAAAAUUUGUUUUAAAAAAAUAAACAAUUAAAAUUAAAUAAUAAAAAAAAUUAAGCACGUUUUAUCGCCUAACGUAAAAAAAAAAAUACUUGCUUGCUUUUAUGUUUUAACAUUUAUUACCGCUUUAGUUUAUUUUAUUUCUUAAAUUUUAAUUUUAUUGAUACGAGGGCUAGCGAAAAUUUAAAAUUUAUACAUAAAAAAUAUAGAUUUUAAAAAUAAAAAGAUAUUUCUCUUUUGCAAAUAAACUUACGCAUUUUU
Microplitis demolitor is the source of this 6681-nucleotide messenger RNA. RefSeq lists its product as uncharacterized. Gene Ontology annotation, cellular component: nucleus. The transcript has 2 exons. Bases 265 to 5877 code for a protein of 1870 amino acids. Gene Ontology annotation, biological process: regulation of transcription by RNA polymerase II. The record is from RefSeq and is a predicted model, not a curated record. Gene Ontology annotation, molecular function: RNA polymerase II cis-regulatory region sequence-specific DNA binding; DNA-binding transcription factor activity, RNA polymerase II-specific. Lineage: Eukaryota; Metazoa; Arthropoda; Insecta; Hymenoptera; Braconidae.